Messenger RNA from Bacidia gigantensis, 1530 nucleotides. RefSeq lists its product as uncharacterized. Bases 1 to 1530 code for a protein of 509 amino acids. Lineage: Eukaryota; Fungi; Ascomycota; Lecanoromycetes; Lecanorales; Ramalinaceae. The record is from RefSeq and is a predicted model, not a curated record. The transcript has 3 exons.
AUGGCUGUUGGAUUUGGCUUCUCUGUCACCGAUAUUUGUAUGGGACUGAAAAUCAUAAAGGAUUCCGUCAAUGCUCUUGAUGACGAAAAAGGUGCAGCGAAUGACUUGAGAGCGCUCGUUACGGAGCUCGAUAACCUUCGAGAAGGAUUAAGCGCUGUGCGGGAUUUGCUCGCGGAUGAGAGUCUACCUCAUGCUCAGCAUGUAGCGCUUGAACGAGCAGGAAACUCGUGCCAGAAGGCGAUCGAGGAAUUCCUUGUCUCAAUUGCCAAAUAUCAGCCAUUGCUCGAUACUGCGACCAAAGGUAUUGCCCAAAAGUUCCGGAAGAUCAGGUGGGGAUUGUGCCGAAAGGAAGAUGUUGCCAAUUUCCGCUCACAAAUUGAGCGUCACGCUUCUUCAAUCAGCAUGUUGCUUAUUUCUUUUCAAGCACGGCAAAGACUCAGGGGUGAUUCAUUAACGCAGAUUCCAGUAAUGACAGCAGAUAUGGGCGACCAUCUCUCAGAUAUGAUGCAGUCAAUGUCCCUGGAACAACGACAGUGCUUCAUGAUAAUCAUGCAGCAGAACAAAGACUUACUCAUGAAUCUCGAAGAGAUGCGAAAGAUGUUAUCCAUAGAGAGAGCGAUGCCAUCUCAAAUUCUCCUUCAACAGCCCGUGAUUCUUGUAGAUCCCUUUGGCAAGAAGGCACCCUUCCACUUAGAGUUUAUUGACUCACCUGAAUGCUUCAUGGCAGUUCUACAUGUCCGAUUCUCUAAGGCAGGCGUGAGUCCCGAAGGACUAGCCAAACUAGACAGGCAAGAAUUUUCCCUCGAAGACAGCCAAGGAAGACAGAAGGUAGACCUGCAAAAACCCUGGCGUCGAGCCUUCCGUCCUGGUCAGCAGGUAGAUAUGCGAAUGAUCUUUCAUCGCUUUUCAUGUGCUCCAAAUACCUGUCCCGGCUGUCUAAAUAUCAAUAACGAGGUUGAGGAUGAUGAUGAAACCGAAUGGUCAACAUGCGGGUUAUUCUACCUCAAGUACGAAGCCAUCACUAAAGAGUCUGAGAACUGGGAUCUGCAUAGAAAUCAGCAUCUUGACGUACAAAUGGAUGGUCAGCAGACACCCUACAUUCUCAGUCAUCCUAGAAGAGGGUCUGAACUUAAGACAUUUAUACCACCGGACGAAGCGGAGAAAGGCUCCUUCGACGGCUUUCGUCACGUCCAAAUAGUAUCUCAACCACUCUCGUUAUUGGACCCUCUAUUUCCCGCACUUCAACUGAUUGAAGACUUUUCACAUUUCGCAGACCUCUUAGCAGACGUCCCGAGUGACACGUCGCCAUUUCUCGACAAUAUCCAAUUCCUGAAUCAUCAGGCGAAGCAAUUCCUCUACGAGCGAGACAAUGAUUUCCCAGCUUUUGCUUCCUAUUCUCAGAUUCAAGAGAGAAAGACUCGUCUUACGCAAGAAUCUUUGUCUCUGAGACACUACAUUAAUACACUUAUAACAAGUUUAUGCAACGAUACAUCCACCAAACAAUUGGUGGCAUUCAUCGCGAAAGGUUAG